Molecule: messenger RNA, 2102 nt
Organism: Aegilops tauschii subsp. strangulata
Lineage: Eukaryota; Viridiplantae; Streptophyta; Magnoliopsida; Poales; Poaceae
Molecular function (GO): protein binding
Source: RefSeq, a predicted model, not a curated record
GCUCACAAGCUCCGGCCGCUACUAUGUGUUUCGGUCAUGUACAACAGUUUUGUUGGGCCGCGCUCCGCCGUUGCACAGCGUCGCCUUGCCCCUCCUCAAUUACUCCUUGGUCGCCUUUCGCCAGUCGGCCGCUCCACCGUUGUCGCCCAAAGCGAGUCCGUUGUAUGGUCAUGGCCUUCCUUGACGGCGCACAGAGCGCUCUCCGGUCUCUGCGGUAGCUGCUCCGUCAUCGUCCUCCGCGCCAUCUGCAGCAUCCUCGACCAUGCCCUCUGCCAUACUGCCGCCGCCACCGCCGUCAUAGAGUUAGGGUUUGGGUGGGGAAUCAGGAGAGAACGCAUGGGCCACAUCACACACGCUUCUGCCUUUUCAGCGGGCUAACGUGGGGUAGAAAUGACUUUUCAUGUUGCACAUAAAGGUGUUCGUGGUUAAAACUAACGUAAAUGUUAUAAAGAGAAUAAAAUAAAGUUUCAGUGUUAAAAGGGGAAGAAAUGUUAAGAAAGAGACAGAUAAGGAAUUCUCUCUAGAUCUAUCCCGACCCUCCAUGUCGCCGCCCACAUCGGUGUUGCCGGAUGAGCUUCUGGAGGAGAUCUUCCUCCGCCUGCCGCCGGACGAGGCUGAGCACCUCGUGCGCGCCUCCCUCGCCAGCAAGUUCUGGCUUGGCCUCCUCUCCGGCGCUCGCUUUCGCGGCCGCUACCGUGAGUUCCAUGGAGCUCCUCCCAUGCUCGCCUUCCUUUAUUCCUGCCACUGGAACUCCCGCCCGAAGAUGGAAGAUAACAUCCCACACUUUGUCCCCACCACGAAAUUUCGUCCGUGCAUUCCCGACGAUGACUGGGGGGACUGGGAAUAUGAUGCGUGGGACUGCCGCCAUGGUCGUGUUCUCCUUGGCGAUGCAGGCUAUAAACCCAUGACGCUCGUCGUUUGGGACCCCAUGACGGGCUGCCGGAGGGAGCUGGAUGCGCCCGUCCUGGUGGACAACAGCUACGGGGCAGCGGUGCUCUGCGCUGCGAGUGGCUGUGACCACAGUACGUGCCACGCAGGGCCCUUCCAGGUCGUCUUCAUCGCUCUGAACAAGACUGAUGCUCAUCAUUGUGUUGCACAGGCGUGGGUGACCUUGCCGGUGACAUGUGACCACAGCAACCCCAUUUUGUUGAGCACAUACGGUUCUCAUUUUGAUAAGUGGAGCAAGUCGUGCUCCCGCCUUCAUCUUGUCUCCGAUGUGUACAUCCACGAAGCGCCUCCUAUCUUCGUCCAAGACACACUUCACUUCAAGCUUUGUGACUGCUUCGAUGAUCGCCUGGUAGGAAUUCUCAAGUACGACCUGAGCACUAAUUGCUUAUCACUAAUUGAUAUGCCGCUUGUGGAGUCUAUCAUUGUCGAUGAUGUUAUCCUCAUGGCGAUGGAGGAUGACAAUUUGGGGUUUGCACAUGUGGGUGGGUUAGUCCUCAAUCUGUGGUCAAGGCACAUGGGUUCUGACGGAGUUGCAUCAUGGACUCAGUGUACAGUCAUCAAUAUCACCGACAUUCUUCCCAUUCAAAAUCCAAAGAAAAGACUUAGGCUGAUUGGAUCUAUGGAAGGCACCGAUAUCAUUUUCGUGACCACAGAUCUUGGCAUCUACAAGAUUAAUCUGAAGUCACUACAGUGGAAGAAAGUAUGGGAGAGAGAAAAGCUUUCAUCCCAUACAGGAGUUUCUACAAUUCACAAGAAAGGGUGACCCCCAGUGACGCGGUGCAUUAAGAAUGUGUGGUUGAUUAUGUACGAGGCUACACUCAUCAACAAGAUAGGUGACAAACUUGGAGGCAACAGGGGUCUCGCGAAGUCCUGAUGAAUUAUGUCAUCAUUCAGUAGCCCUUUUGGUGCAGCGGUGCUUGCUUGUUUUCUCAUGUUGUUGGUAGCUUUUGUCAGUUAGCUUGAUAAUCUCCCGUGUUAGUGGCCGAGUGAAUUGAUUAUCUUUGUAAUGAACCUCUAAUUUGGUGUACCCUGUUGUAGAAUUUACUUGAAAAAGCAUUUGCAGAGAGUAACUUGGUAUUACCAUUUUAAAAACUCUACAGUUUGCCCUGUCCCAGCUUUGAUCCAAUCUUUAAAUUCAUCUCUCAAAAGAUGUA